Messenger RNA from Panonychus citri (citrus red mite), 1308 nucleotides. Its product is annotated as acylpyruvase FAHD1, mitochondrial-like. NCBI's taxonomy places the organism in Eukaryota, Metazoa, Arthropoda, Arachnida, Trombidiformes, Tetranychidae. The transcript has 3 exons. Gene Ontology annotation, molecular function: acetylpyruvate hydrolase activity. Gene Ontology annotation, cellular component: mitochondrion. The record is from RefSeq and is a predicted model, not a curated record. The coding region runs from base 208 to 861 and encodes 217 amino acids.
CGAUCCACUUGAUUAUUUAUUUUCUUAAUCUUUUUAUAAUAAUUGUUCAAUUAUCUAAGUCUGUUGAUUUGUUUUUCUUUCUCAUUAACCAUUAGUUAAUUGAUUAGUUUGUCUUUCAUUUGUCUCACAUACUUUGUAUUCAUUUGAUUGUUUUCUUUUCUGUUUUUGCUUUUCUUUGUGCUUUUGUUUGUUUUCAUUUCUACAGUUAUGAGACUUAUAAACUUUGUUGAAUUUAGUCGGAAAAUUGUUGGCGUUGGUCGUAAUUAUUUAGCUCAUGUUAAAGAAAUGAAAUAUGCCAAUAAACCGGAAUCACCGAUCAUCUUUCUUAAGCCUCCUUCCAGUUUCGCAAUUAAUGGUUCAUCUAUCAAAUAUCCUAAGGGAUGUUCAAAUUUACAACAUGAAGUGGAAUUAGCAAUUGUCAUUGGAUCAAGAGGAAGUGAUAUUACCGAAAACACUGCUUGGGAUCAUGUUGGUGGAUACACCAUUGCCCUUGAUAUGACAGCGAGAGAUUGGCAAUCAGAAGCUAAAGAAAAAGGUUUGCCCUGGUCAAGAGCCAAAGGAUCGGACACUUUCUGUCCAGUGGGAAAUUUUAUUCCAAAAGAGAAAAUCGCUGACAUAGAGAACCAACAAAUCUGGUGUAAAGUAAAUGGACAAAUGAGACAAGAUGGAAACACCAAAGACAUGAUCUUCAAAAUACCAUUUCUCAUAAGUCACAUUAGCUCAUUUUUCACCCUGGAACCUGGAGAUGUUAUUCUCACUGGAUCACCCGGUGGAACUGGUUCAGUUAAACCUGGUGAUACAAUUGAAAUUGGAUUGAGUGAUCUGGUUAAAGCUUCGUUUCCAAUCAUCGCUAAACAAUAAGCCUCAUCGUCUUUCAUCUCGAUUUAUCUUUUCCUCUAAGUGUUUACGUUGAUUUAAUUUUCUUUGAUUCGAAAUUAGUUUUUUUUUCUCUCUCUUACUCGUUAAUCUUUAUAGUUCUUUUCUUCUUUCCUUUUAUAUUUUCUUCAACAAACCAAGAGAUAAAUGAGAUAACACUAAGAAUAGAAAAGUUUAUGUAAAUUUCCUAAAUGUGAACAUCUCAACGGUGAUUAUAUGUUAAUCUUUAGUCUAUACUAGUUGAUAUAUAUAAGGUGAUACUUAUUUUCCUUUUGUUUUCCUUCAAAUUUACUCAAUUUAAAUGGUGGAAAAAAUUGUUUCCUUUCUAUCAUUUAGAAAUCAUCACCAUCAUCAUCUGUAACCUGUUGGAAAAAAAACAACUAAAGUCUCACUUUAAAUUGGUGAUAUAAAAAUUAAUCAUUAACAAGCUAA